AUGGCUUUCCUAAUUGCACUACAGGGUGGUAGCGUCAUAAGGCUAUUCCACAAGGAGCUGGAAGCGUUUGUCGUUGCUGAAGGAUUGUUUGACGAUGAAAUUACUGAAGAUGUACACCUGAGAAUAAGAGAAGUGGAUCAGCUGGUGCCGAAGUCACUCUACCCUACAACCAGUGGGAAUACCUUUUGGCAAGUCGAAACCGAAACCAGUUUGUUGAACGGUGAUGUCAUUCGUUGGGAGCAGCAAAUCAGAUUCCGCCACAUGACUACCAGGCAAUAUUUAUGCAUAACAACUGACCGUAGAGUGACCUUGACAUUCGAUUCCAAAGACCCAAGGACUGUUUUCAGGGUUCAUCCCGUCAUUAAGGAAGUGGAUGAGAUAAUUUUCGACAGCUACGCGCGAAUUGAACACGUCAUCACUGGCUACUGGUUGCACGCCAUGAGGGAUGAAGAAUAUGUGAGAAGGCAGUUGAGGCAAACGGAAAAUGAAAGCGGAGAAUCCCUGAAGAGUUUGAGAUGGGAUGCUGCCUCCCUCAGGAAGAUAUCUGCUAGUGGUGAGAAGGUCUACCACGAUGCUUACACCCUGCAAGUUGUCGAGCCAGCCAACCUGUCGGCAUUCAAUUAUGCCGCUGGCAUGGUUCCUUUCCUACUCAACCAUAUCCUAGAUAGAAACCAGGGCAAGAUAUUGAACGCCAAAAAAACAUUCAAGAUAACUCAGGCGUUGGAAGAGUUGAAAAACUUCAUGAUCGUAAACGGGGUGGCAAUGAAGAAGAGACAAAAGUUGAUGAGGAACUUGAGGCUGAUAGACCUGUUGGUACGAGCCCUGCAGUUUCCACUCCAAGGGGCCCAGGACCAAACGCACCUGACCAAGAUAUUCAAGGGUGCCUACGACGUCCUCUACACCUACAUGAUUGGCAACAGUCGCAAGAACGCCCUCUACUUCGCCAAAUACAUUGACUUCUUUCAAACGCAGAUCACCGUUAAAGUCGGUGAUAUAGGGCUGAAUGUGGCGAAGAUGAUUGCAGAGUUGAUAAGGGAUAACAGAAAGAUUGUUGAUAGGAUCAGUCAAGAACAGAUCGAGCUGUUUGUUGGACUCUUGAAGAUUAAUAAAAACUACCGAUAUCUGGACCUGCUGAACGUGUUAUGUGUGUGUAACGGUGUGGCUAUCACAAACAACCAGACAUAUAUCACGGAGCACUGGCUCAGGAGAGAUAAGGUGACAGAGUGA
This is a messenger RNA of Helobdella robusta, 1227 nucleotides long. RefSeq lists its product as hypothetical. The transcript is spliced from 12 exons. Gene Ontology annotation, cellular component: membrane; endoplasmic reticulum. The record is from RefSeq and is a predicted model, not a curated record. Bases 1 to 1227 code for a protein of 408 amino acids. Gene Ontology annotation, molecular function: inositol 1,4,5 trisphosphate binding; inositol 1,4,5-trisphosphate-gated calcium channel activity. Lineage: Eukaryota; Metazoa; Annelida; Clitellata; Rhynchobdellida; Glossiphoniidae. Gene Ontology annotation, biological process: calcium ion transmembrane transport.